AUGGGCGGCUCCGCUGAGAACGAGAAGGCUUCUCGGCCUCGGCCGACUGUGGCGCGUAUCCGGGCCAAGGCGGUCAAGAUCUUCAAGCUCGUGCUGGCGCAGUGGUUGGUGAUUGGGUUCGCACUCAGCUGCGUGUUCGCGUACUUCUUUCCGAACGUUGCUGCCAGAGGGGGACCGAUCAGGUCCGAGUAUUCCAUCAUAUACGGCGGCAUCGCCAUCAUCUUCCUCGUCAGCGGUCUGCAGCUCUCGCAUACCAAGUUGCGGCAGAACGUCACCAACUGGCGGCUGCACAUCAUCGUACAGGGCAUUAGUUUCAUCGUUAUACCCGUCAUACUCCUAAUCAUAAUCCAUAUCAUAAUCGCCGCAGGCGGCCUCCGCAAUGGUGUCCUCUCAACCCCCAUCAUAGUAGGCAUGGUCGUCGCCUCCUGCCUGCCGACGACCAUCGCGUCCAACGUGGUGAUGACGCGGGCCUCGGGCGGCGACGACGCGGCGGCCAUCAUCGAGGUCGUCAUCGGCAACGUGCUCGGCUCCUUCAUCUCCCCGGGCCUGAUCUACGGCUUCAUCCCCAAGACGGAGGAGUUCAGGGACUGGCAGCCCGCGAACCCGAGCACCCUCGGCGCCAUGUACGGGAACGUGCUGAAGCAGCUCGGGCUGAGCGUCUUGCUGCCCUUGGCCGUCGGGCAGGUCCUGCGGUGGUUCUGGGAAAAGAGGGUCGACUGGGCGCUGAGGACGUUUUAUCUCGCAAAGGUCUCGACGUUUUGUCUGAUUUUGCUUGUUUGGACGACUUUCUCUGCUGCCUUUAAGACGGGGGCUCUCUACCAAACACCGCACGCCUCCAUCAUCUUCAACGUCUUCAUGAACGUCGGGCUUUACAUGCUCUUCACCCUGAUCUGCUUCUACUCGGCCCGUCCGCCAAAACGGCUGUGCGAUGCGGUGAACCCCCGCGUGGCCGACUCCGAGUUCAUGCGCCGGUCGCCUUCCCUGCUACGACGGAUCGUGACGGCGAGGCAGCUGUCCCGGGAACAGACCAUUGCGGUGUGUUUCUGUGGCGCGGCGAAGACGACGUCGCUGGGCAUCCCGCUGGCGACGGCCAUGUGGACGCAGUCUGACGACCUCACGCGCGCUCUGAUCCAGAUACCGGUGCUGUUGUACACUAUAGAGCAGGUUUUCAUGGCACAGAUCCUGGUGUACGUGUUCAAAUGGUAUUUGCGGAGGUCGGCCAAGGCAGAAACCUCGGCGACUGAGGACGAAGAAGGGUGUGGUGCCUCAGGAGUUGGAGAAGUGACGGAGCAGAGGGAUGAGGAACCCAGCGAUGGGAAUACAUCUUCUGGGACUUCGGUUCAAGCGGCGGAGAAGAAGGUUGGGCCACAGGAAGAGCGCAGUUGUGUUGCGCCUGGUAAGACGAUAGCAUGA
Colletotrichum karsti is the source of this 1413-nucleotide messenger RNA. RefSeq lists its product as uncharacterized. The record is from RefSeq and is a predicted model, not a curated record. The transcript is spliced from 4 exons. NCBI's taxonomy places the organism in Eukaryota, Fungi, Ascomycota, Sordariomycetes, Glomerellales, Glomerellaceae. Bases 1 to 1413 code for a protein of 470 amino acids. Gene Ontology annotation, cellular component: plasma membrane.